AUGGGGCGUAUCUUGCAACAUCACCUACCAAAACUAUACAAAAGAGGACUUAAUAGAUCCAGAUUACUACCCAUAAAAGAUUUUUUUUUAAAAAAAAAAACAAAAAAGCAGGUCGAAUUGUCAGCAAAAUUCCACAAAUUAGAGGCAAAUCAAGAGAUACAGACUUCUUCUUCUUUGGAAAACAUUGAAUCAUCCAUUUCUUUGAGCAACUACUCUUCCAUGGAUGGAAUCCUCUAUUACAAGACUCAUUUCGAACAACUUUUUAAGGAAUCUGGAAAUUUUAGCAAGAAUUUUCAGAAUCCAGCUAAGUCUGAGAGGCAAAAUUCACUGACAAGGGCUCCAAGCAAACUCUCUGCUAUGUUCUCUGGAACCCAAGAUAAAUGUGCUGCUUGCAACAAAGCUGUUUACCCACUUGAAAAGCCAAGUGAUGCGGCUAGUGGAUCCCUUUCGCCCAUGGAUGCAAGAAGAUCAUGCGGUGAUAGUAAUCCUAGUGACAACCGUUGAUUUCAUUGUAUUGUUUGGUAGGAACGGAUGUUAGAACGCUGGAGUGAAUGUAUUGUGUUUAAAUUUAGUUUUUGAGUGAUCUGAUAAUGCUACUUAAAUUUUUAGUUUAAAAAACUGAUGGUACUUUAUGAUAACAUUUGUGAUUUUACGAUAUGUUAUUGAUAUCUCUUAAAGUUUUAA
Molecule: messenger RNA, 684 nt
Organism: Lycium barbarum (goji berry)
Lineage: Eukaryota; Viridiplantae; Streptophyta; Magnoliopsida; Solanales; Solanaceae
Product: LIM domain-containing protein PLIM2a-like
Exons: 6
Coding region: 1-504 (167 amino acids)
Biological process (GO): actin filament bundle assembly
Cellular component (GO): plasma membrane; actin cytoskeleton
Molecular function (GO): actin filament binding
Source: RefSeq, a predicted model, not a curated record